Penicillium paradoxum is the source of this 1680-nucleotide messenger RNA. RefSeq names its product cytochrome P450. NCBI's taxonomy places the organism in Eukaryota, Fungi, Ascomycota, Eurotiomycetes, Eurotiales, Aspergillaceae. The transcript is spliced from 3 exons. The record is from RefSeq and is a predicted model, not a curated record. Gene Ontology annotation, molecular function: oxidoreductase activity, acting on paired donors, with incorporation or reduction of molecular oxygen; heme binding; iron ion binding. The coding region runs from base 1 to 1680 and encodes 559 amino acids.
AUGGUGGCCAAACAAUUUUACUUGCUGGGUGAGGUUAUCACCUCAGCUCGCUCGAUCGAGGUAGAGACUGAAACCGACCUCCAAGGGCUUCAGCUUCUCAUUGCUGGCCAAUUUGCCAUUGUUGAACCAAAUGGCAUCGGCUUCCAGUCAGAGGACUCGAUAUUCUACUCCGUUCCAGAAAUCCUUGCCAACGAAACACCCAUUGCGAUCUCAAUCGACGGCAAAGCAGUACGGGAAAUCCCUGGCCCUAAGGGGUUACCAUUCGUGGGCACUUUCUUCGAGAUUUACCCUGAUCACCUGGGAAAUCAUCAGCGUCUAUUUGAUCAAUAUGGUCCCAUCAUUCAAACGAACAACAUGGGCCGCACAGUGUAUCAGACCAACGAUCCGGAACUAUCAGCUAUUAUCUUCGCCGAAUCCGAUUUCUUCACCAAGAAAAUCAACAGCGCACACCCUCUCUACCCGAUCAAGAACCCAGAAGCCGGUGUUUUCCUCGGUGAUACCGACACCCCUGAAUGGCGCGCAGCACACAAAUUCCUACCGCCAGCAUUGGGCCCGAAAGCAGUGCGCCACUAUGCACCCACUAUGCAAGCAACGGUUGAGGAUGCAUUCAAUGUGUUUGACGAGCUAGAUAAGCGCGGCGAGGCGUGGAACGUCUACCCAUACAUGCUCAAGCUCGGUUCCCAGGCUGUGGGUAAGUUGGUUCUCGGAAUGGAUUUCCAGCAUUUCUCUUCUGUGGACUCAUUGCCGCACGAGCUUGUCUUCCGAAUUGCCGAAUCACUGGAGUUGAAUAAGAAAGUGACCGCUCGCGGUGAUUGGUAUGCUAAGAUGCCUUUCGGUGACCCAAAACGCCUGCGGGAUGCUCGCCAUCGUAUCCUAGAGAUGGUUGAUGAGUCGAUUCAAAAUGCAUCUCGCAAUGGAGUUGAAGACCUCCCGCUGCAAGACGCCGCACUCAAAGCCUCUAACAUGAUUGAUUACAUUAUUCGUGCCACUGAUAGCAAGGGCGAGAAGCUACCGAAAACCAGUGUGAUCGAAUCACUAGUGGUAGCCACCGGUGCUGGAUUUACCACUACCAGCUCGUUGCUAUCCUGGUUGCUCUAUUCUGUGGUUACCUAUCCCGGCAUGCAGGAAAGGCUCCUACAAGAGUUGAUUGACAAUGACAUCGACGCCGAUACUCGGAUGACUGCAGAUCUGACAGAUCGUCUGACUUUCUUGGACAAAUUCAUCAAAGAGACCCAGCGCCGCCAUAACCCUUCAUACCAGCCUGCGCGUACUGCAAAGGUCGAUAUGAUCCUUCCAGGCGGAUACAAGCUCCCCGAAGACUCUAUCAUCAUCCCUGCUAUCCAUCACAUCCACAACAACCCAGAAAUCUGGUCAAAUCCAGCGCGAUUUGACCCGGAUCGCUGGGAUACCCCUGAGGUCAAGAAUCGUCAUAAAGCCGCGUAUAUUCCCUUUGCCAUGGGCCAACGUAUGUGCAUUGGCUUCAACUUCGCCCUGCAGGAAGUCAAGGUGUUCUUGCCGAAGCUACUGUAUCGGUACCAAUUCACGAGGGAAAAUGAGGGGACGAUCGAGUACGAUCCCAUGUUCCAGUUGAUCCGUCCUACCAACUUGUAUGUGCGGGCGGAACGACGAGUGAAAUGGCCUCCCAAGACAGAGCAUGUCGAGAACAGGGCCCAGCUGUAA